UCUGUUCAAAAAUAAAUAACAACAACAAACCUGAAAUUAUGCAUUUGGGACUUUUUUUUACUUUUUCUUGUUGUACAGUACCAAACCCGUACCGAACUGUGACCCCCAAACCGAGCCACACAAUGUCUCUCAAUGCCUCCUUUCCACUCCUUAAGCCUUCCAAGAAUGACCAGGCAUCAAUUAAGGACGCUGAAGCCAUCAUGAAAAACGUCUCCAUGGUCCUCUACGCUCUGACUGUCCUCCUUGGCAUCCCAGGGAACUCCAUGGUGAUCUGGGUGGUUAGAUUCAAGCUCAAGCUAAAUGUAACCAACGUUUGGCUGUUGAAUCUGGCGAUAGCGGACUUGAUCUUCUGCAUCACGCGAAUCUUCUCCCUCACCAAGAACCUCUUCUUCGACCACUGGCCAUUCGGCACCUUCAUCUGCAAGUUCAACGGCUUCUUCAAAUACGCCAACAUGUUCUGCUCCGUCUUCUUGUUGGCUGUGAUCAGUCUGGACCGAGCCCUCUGCGUCUGGCAUCCCGUCCUCACCAAGCGGCGUCGCACCAUACGGGCCGCCAAGGUGGUGGCUUUCUGCAUCUGGUGCUCAGCGAUUAUCUUUAGCACUCCAUACUUUGUCCACCGCAAAGUCUACCUGGGGAAGAACAACCUGAGCAAGUGCUCUAUGGAGGUGAAGGAGGGGAACACCAUUGCUAAACCAAUUAUCUACUCAAUCCGCUUCCUCUGUGGCUUCAUGAUACCUUUCCUGGUCAUCCUUAUCUGUUACAUCCUUACCGCAAUUGGUAUCCGUCGAACCCGCCUCAAAGGGAAGUCCCGCCCCCUGCGCAUAUUGGCAUCAUUAGUUGCUGCCUUCUUCCUCUGCUGGGCGCCAUACCACUGCCUCCUGCUGGUGAAGAUGGUGGACAGUAAGAACGUGGUGGUGAAAAUCUGGCACCCUGUGGCGAAGGGCGUCGGCUACUUUAACAGCUGUGUGAACCCACUGAUGUACUUCUGCAUUGGGUUGGGAGUGAGGGGGCAGUUCAGGCAGAGUCUGGCGGGGGUGUACAGGAGAGCUCUGGCGGACUAUGGGGAGGGACAGGUGACCCAAUCCCACGACCAAUCUCUGGAUGACAGCAGCGGGUCAAAGCACAGUACUGCCAUAGUGGCAGGAAGCAGUCUCAUAACAGUGGAGGUAGCUAGAGUUUGAGUCUCUCCCAAAGUUUCCUGUAUUACUGGUGGUUUUUAUUAUUAAGUCACACUGGAAUUACAGUUGGAGUGUCGUUAGCAGUCUGUGAUUUAGAUCAAAUCUCUCACAUAUGUUUAGAUCAGCUAACUAAUUCAUAAUUGGAUCGAUACAAUUAUGAUAACCUCCCCUCUAGAGUUAACACAAAUGACACAUAUUGAUUAUGACAGAACAUAGCAGAAACAAAAAGAAGGUCAUUUGUUACGUUUUUAUGUCUUUUAUAAGAGAUUCUACUGAAAUAUUCUGUACCGUAAGGGAAGUCAUUAACACCAGCAUCCCCGGUUGUCAUAUAUGCUGUGUGGCUAUAUUUUUUUAACAGGGCAUUAUUUUUGAAAAUAUCCACCAAGAAAGUCUAAUCUACUGUUUAUUGUAUGUUCAUAUGUAUAGAAGUAUUCAUAGUACUUGUUCUUGCAGACCAUGAAAGUUGAAUUAAGUGCCACGGCGAUAUAUUAGAAGGUAAAAAGGUUGGUUAUAGUAAAAGGAGUAGUAUAACAUUUUUAACUGACUUUCUCUGUAUUUGUAUCAGUGACGUGCGGUGAGGUUCAUGGCU
Notothenia coriiceps (black rockcod) is the source of this 1767-nucleotide messenger RNA. RefSeq names its product C3a anaphylatoxin chemotactic receptor-like. The transcript has 3 exons. Gene Ontology annotation, molecular function: G protein-coupled receptor activity; complement receptor activity. Bases 39 to 1181 code for a protein of 380 amino acids. The record is from RefSeq and is a predicted model, not a curated record. Lineage: Eukaryota; Metazoa; Chordata; Actinopteri; Perciformes; Nototheniidae. Gene Ontology annotation, biological process: phospholipase C-activating G protein-coupled receptor signaling pathway; positive regulation of cytosolic calcium ion concentration; complement receptor mediated signaling pathway. Gene Ontology annotation, cellular component: plasma membrane.